Messenger RNA from Cyanistes caeruleus (blue tit), 2966 nucleotides. It is a transcript of the gene CASS4, whose product is annotated as Cas scaffold protein family member 4. Gene Ontology annotation, molecular function: protein binding. Gene Ontology annotation, biological process: cell surface receptor protein tyrosine kinase signaling pathway; cell migration. NCBI's taxonomy places the organism in Eukaryota, Metazoa, Chordata, Aves, Passeriformes, Paridae. The record is from RefSeq and is a predicted model, not a curated record. Gene Ontology annotation, cellular component: cytoplasm; plasma membrane.
UCCAAGUGCCUUUAGGGGCAGAGCUGUCAGAUGGACUUUGCCGAGGGGGAGCUGCCCACACACAGAAGCUGGGCACGGCUGCAGUGUCCCCGUCCCACUGUGACCCUUGCACUGCUCCAGGUGGGAAUGACAACAAUGGAUGUGAGCCCCAGGAGCAGCACAGCUGCAAAGCACAGCCUGGCCAAGGCUCUCUACGACAACAAGGCCGAGAGUUGUGACGAGCUGGCGUUCCGCAGAGGGGACAUCCUGACGGUGCUGGAGCAGCACGUGCCGGGCAGCGAGGGCUGGUGGCGAUGCUCCCUGCACGGCCACCGCGGCCUGGCCCCCGCCAACCGCCUGCAGCUCCUGCCGCCGGGCCCGGCCCGCAGCCAGCACCCCACGGAGCCUCUGGAGGCACACAACAUCUACCAGGUGCCCUCCGUGCCCUCUGUGCCCAAGGCCACGGCGCUGUCGGCCACCUACGAGAAGAUGGAGGGCUGGGUUCAGCCACCAGCCGUCCCUGCCCAGGCCGUGUACCAGGUGCCGGCCCUGGCGGCGCAGCUGCUCAGCGAGAGGACCAAGCGCUCCACGCACCAGCACCUGUUUACCCUCCCAAGAGCCUGCCGGGCUUCAGCCCCAAACAUCAGGGGUGAGGUGUACGAUGUCCCCUCCUCACAGCACCGUGGGUCCCUGCUCCCACAGGGUGGUGCCACCCCUCCUGGCACACGGAAGGGCUCCGUGCUGGGCAGAUCCACUGAGAGUUUCCAGGCAGAGCAAAAGAAGCUUUACAACAUCCCAUCCAAGCCAGAAAAAGCAGGAGCUGGCAGCCAGAAGGACUCAGCAGCAGGCAAUUUAUAUGAUGUCCCUCCCAAAAGAGAACUCGAUGACUCAGAAAAUAAAUCUCAGAAGAAGUGCUGGGGCCAUUACAACACUUUGCCAAACCCUCGGAAAUCCGAAUGGAUUUACGAUAUUCCAGUAUCCCCUGAAAAUUCUGGGUUCAAACCAAACCCUCCUGGCCAGUGUGUGGAGAAGCAGGUGCUGUAUGACAUUCCCCCAGCCAGGUACAAAGCUCCAUCCACGGCCACUGAAGCCAAGGUUGGAAAUGCACAGUUGUACCACAUUCCACCGCCCCAGCGGAAAUUAACGCUUCCAGAAAUCCCCCUCUACGACGUUCCAUCCUCACGGGACGUGCUCCUCCUGCCACAGAACGGCAGCUCUGAGGUGCCCCCGAGUCUCCUGGCUGCCAAAGCUGAGAGUCAGAUCUCUGAGGAGAACGUUUAUGAUAUUCCCAAAGGUUUGCCCAGUGCUGGGCACUCCAAGAAAGCGAUGGAAAACAACAGUGACCAAGCACACGGUGUUUCUCCACAGCUCUCUGUGAACCCCAAGUCAGAAAAUGACAGUUUGUGUGUCUCUAGUGUGGACAGCAGGAGCAGCACUCUGACCCCAUCCUCCAGCUCUUCUGCUGAGUCGUCUUCUACACUGUCACCAUCAGCAGAGCCUGUCCAAGAAAUCAAACUGGAGCUGGAGGCAGCCAUCGAGACCCUGACGCGGCUGCAGCACGGCGUGUCCAGCUCCAUCGCCAGCUUAAUGAUCUUUGUGAGCAGCAAGUGGAGAUUGCAGGAGCACCUGGAGAAAAGCCUGGAGGAGAUCCACAGAGCAGUGGACCACAUAAAGGUGUCAAUGGGAGAGUUCCUGGCUUUUGCUCAAGCCCUGAAGGGAAACGCCUCCAACCUCACGGAUAACAACCUGCAGGCCAGAAUUAAAAAACAGCUGGAAAUCCUCACAAACUCCUACAAAAUAUUGACAGAAACGAGGGAAGCUCUCAACAGCUGCAGCUGGUCCCUGGAGGCUUUGGUGCUCAGGAAGCCCCAGAACAAUCCUGACGACCUGGAUCGCUUCGUUAUGGUGGCCCGGACAAUUCCAGACGAUAUCAAGAGGUUUGUGUCCAUCAUCAUCGCCAACGGGAAGCUGCUCUUCAGGAAGAAUCAGAAGGAACAAGAAAAGAAGCAACCAAAAGUGAACCCAGAAUGCAAAAUGGCAAAACAAAUCCCAGCGCCAGGAAGAGUAGAAAUUGAGUCACUCCAGAGAAAUGCUGCUGAGAAAUCCAGCCAAAGCCAGGUCCCUAUGCAGAAACCAGAAGGAAAUUGCAGCGAGGAUUGUGAUUAUGUGCAGUUACAGGUCCUGCCAUGUGCAAAAAAGACUGAAAAUCCCAGCAGGCAGGAGCCUGCCAGGAAAAUCCCCCUCCCAGAGCACUGCAGGCUGUGCUUCGCUGCCCUGCACAAGGCCAUCGGCGUCUUCACCACCAGCCUCAGCAACCAGCAGCCCCCCGAAAUCUUCAUCUCCCACAGCAAACUCAUCAUCAUGGUGGGGCAGAAGCUGGUGGAUUCGCUGUGCCAGGAAACCCAGGAGAGGGAGGCCCGGAGCGACGUCCUGCACAGCAGCAGCCGCUUCUGCAGCCUCCUCAAGAACCUGGCCCUGGCCACCAAAACCGCAGCCCUCAAAUAUCCCAGCGCAGAGGCCACCAGGGAGCUGCGGGAGCAGACCGAGGAGCUGGCCAAGUACACCCAGCAGUUCAGGGCCAUGAUGGACUGAGGGACCUGCCACUGCUGCUGCUCCUUUUGGCACCACUUCGCACUCAGAAUUCCCACCAGGAAUUCCCUGGGUGCACUGGCAGCAGGGGAAGAUCCCCACUCUCAGAAUUCCCACCAGGAAUUCCCUGGGUGCACUGGCAGCAGGGGAAGAUCCCCACUCUCAGCUGAUGCAGAAGAAUUAAAUCUGCACUUUCUUCUCCACAUCCUGCCUGGAAAUGUCAUCGUCACAGUGGCUGGGUGGGAAUGUUUGCUGUGUAUUGGAGCAAAAGUUGUUGAUUAUGGGACUGAUUUUUUAUUUUUUUGUUCUUCAUGUAUGUCUGAUAAAUGUAUUUUCCUUUUUAAUUGUUUUUUUCUAUUCCUGUAAAGUCUCUCUCUAAAUGUAACUGUACAAUGUUC